ACGCUGUAAUGCACAAUGACAAACCGAAACUGCGCCACUUUGAUACAAAAUCUAAGUCCUGCACGUGAUCACUCUUGCGUAACGCCUCCUGGUACGGUAUCGGAAGUCGGGAAUUGUCGGGAAGAAUUAGAGUUUCAGCUGCCGGCAGUGAUGGACUGCGGUCUGUCUUGUCCGGCAGUGGUUGCCUUUUUAGCCAUUAUCAUUUUGAGCUGGCCACUUUUGAACAUUCGUGCAGAGGUUGAUGAAGGCAAUUCAAGUUUGAAACAAGCAAAUACAAGCGCUACUCUUUCAUCUAAAUCUUGUUUAGCACAGUGCGCGGGCGUCGACGCUAUGCAGGCUACCGUAUGUGAGACCGACCUUUGCACAGAAGACACCUCUAUUCCACUAGUUUACCCCGACGGCAUGUUCUGUGUUCAAGGCGGAUAUACAGUGAGCCGUUCAGACGUCACGACCAUGUACUGCAACGUUAUUCCUUAUAAAACGCCACAUGGAUUGAUGUGGAAUAUCACAGUGAGCAAUGGAUGUCUCUGUAAGGCUACAUGUUACAAUACAAAAGCCUUACUAUACAAGCCUGCCGAAUUUACCGUUUGGAGACAUAUCUUUCGGAGCACCGAUCCUGUUCGUGUUCUGCAUCUUCAAGACAAUGCAACCUAUUGUGCUUUGAUAACAAGCGAAUUAGACGUACACAAAGAUGACACUAAUAGCUCAGUAAAACGAUCUGGGGAAUGCAGUAUGGGAUACGCUGUAUCAAACACGGCUUCUAGAAUGAUAUCAGUAUCGGCUACAGCUAAUCCACCGGAUGAAGCAGUUGCCUCCUGUGGAGUAGCAUGUAUAGAAACGUCAUCUUCUAUGAGAUUCAACGAUGUACAAAAGUUUUCCAAACAUGGCCAAAUUGUAACAACUGAAGACUGUCUGUAUUGUUACCUGAAUGAUUGGAAAGGAACACUACCUAGCAGCAAUGUUCCUGCAGGAUGUAUAUUGACUAGGGACAUGAACAAUUACUGGAAUUUGACAGUAGAUGGUGGGUCAGAUGUUAGCUGUUCUGUUGAAUGUUUUUGCUACAAACCACCCAAUACCGACAACAUCCAUUCUGGUGUCUCCACAAUGAGUGGACUAACAGGGUAUCUACUAGGUUGCAUAUGGAUUGUUUUCUCGUUUUAAACUAAAUUAUGAUUUCUAAGGAUUGCUGUAACUAUGAAAACUGUCUUUGUGGUACAAGUAUGCAAGGACUAUUGCUAGAUAUUUGUGGCUAGAAUAUAAUUGACAAUUUCUGCUGUUGAA
Molecule: messenger RNA, 1281 nt
Organism: Corticium candelabrum
Lineage: Eukaryota; Metazoa; Porifera; Homoscleromorpha; Homosclerophorida; Plakinidae
Exons: 4
Coding region: 16-1161 (381 amino acids)
Source: RefSeq, a predicted model, not a curated record